Dreissena polymorpha is the source of this 5852-nucleotide messenger RNA. RefSeq names its product S-phase kinase-associated protein 2-like. The transcript has 12 exons. Lineage: Eukaryota; Metazoa; Mollusca; Bivalvia; Myida; Dreissenidae. The coding region runs from base 27 to 1562 and encodes 511 amino acids. The record is from RefSeq and is a predicted model, not a curated record. Gene Ontology annotation, cellular component: SCF ubiquitin ligase complex. Gene Ontology annotation, biological process: SCF-dependent proteasomal ubiquitin-dependent protein catabolic process. Gene Ontology annotation, molecular function: protein binding.
UCGCACGCAACAACUACUUCCGGGUCAUGCAUGGGCGCAAAACUUACCUUUCAAAAAUGCCGAAAAAGCGCUUCCAAAGAAACCCUUCAAGCGACGAUCAUAAAGAAAAUAUACUGUUAAAAUCAAGGAAACGUAAGGCAUCAAGUCCACUUGAAGACAUUGAUAUCAACAUUCCAGAGUCCAGCAGCAAUCACAUAAAGAACUCAACAUGGGACAUCGACUCUGCUCUUACCAAAAAGAUCCUCCAUGAUAUGGGCGCUGAGGUCCUAUCACAGACCAGCACAGAUAGUUGCGGCAGCUCCGAGACAACCCCUGCCAUCACUGCGUACACCGAGAACAGCCAGAGCAGCUGUUCAAGUUUUAAUUUGCCUCCUGUACCAGGGGCACCUAGAAUUUUACUACCCAAUCAGAGAGACAAUGUGACCUCAGGCAGCGAUGAUUCAGAAAGCAGCUUAGAUGAUAAAAUCACACCCUCAUUCAAAUCAUUUCAUUCACAUCCAGAACAUCAUUUAAAAUUGUAUAUAAAUAGACCAGCUAAACGACAAAGGACCGAUCCAUUUGCAUUUGAUCACUUUGGCGUGCUAUCAGAUGAGAUGGUGCUAGGUAUAUUCAGUUGGUUGCCAAAGUUUGUGCUCGCAAAAUGUGCUAGAGUGUGCAAGAAGUGGAGCAGAUUAGUGCUAGAUGAGUCUUUAUGGAAGAGGAUAGACCUGUCUACGAAGACUCUGGCCCCGGGGGUGCUGGGACAUGUGCUUAACAGGGGUGUGUGGGCGUUACGAAUGGCAAAGUCUGAGAUUGAAGGCCCGAUAUUCACUGGUCCAUCUAGUCCAAUAAAAAUUACAAGACUCAGCAAGCUUCAGUACCUGGACCUCAGUAUGGCAGGGGCAAGUCCAGAGGUGCUGGAGGAAAUAUUCUCCGUAUGUAGAGACCUGCGCAAAAUUAGCCUGGAGAACCUUGAAGUGAACGACCGAAUAUGCAGCCACAUUGGUGAGAAUAAAGAAUUGGAAGCGCUCAACAUGGCUAUGUGUCAGGGAGUGACAGCUUUUGGUCUAGUGCCUUUGUUAUCCCAUUGCAGGAAGCUAGAGUCCCUACACAUGGGCUGGACCAACCUGCAUCGUCACAGCGUGGUUUACCUGUGUCUGUGUGCCCCGCCCUCUCUCAGGCAUCUCAACAUCAGUGGCUGCAGGGAGAACAUCACUGACGAAGAGGUACAGCAGCUGUGUAAAACUUGUCCUAACCUUAGAGAGCUUGACCUCAGUGACUCCACAGCCCUCACAAAUGAGUCAGUGAUCUGCAUUAUGACCCAUCUAGAUUGCCUGGAACAUCUGUCACUUAGUCGCUGCUACCACAUUUCUCCCGGAGUCAUUCCGGAUUUAAAUGACAUGGUGAGUCUCCAAGCAGUAAACGUGUUUGGUAUGUUGAGGGAGGGACCCUUGGAAGUCCUCAAGUCCAAUAUGCCUCGUAUUGAGGUCAACAGGUUUCAGUUCUCUGAAGUCGCCCGCCCAACGACGGGCAUUCGACGGACUAGCAUUUGGGGAAUAAGAGUGCGAGAUAACGCUGUGUAGUUUGUGUGAGAUUGGGGUGAAUUAACAAAAAAUCUGAAGGCUUUCACACACACAAACAAUUGAAAUAAAGUUGUAUCAUCAAAAAGUUAUUUCCUUCUUGAUAGACAUUUUGCAAACAUGGAAUUGUUAAAAUGCUAAAUCAUUUUUAAUUAAUAUUGGGAAAGAAAGUUUACUGCAAUUGAAUAGUUUUAACAAUUUUUUUUUAAUCAGCUUAAAGCUAUCAUAGAUGUUAAUGUUCUUUUGCUCAAGUGUAUUUUACAUACAUGUAAAUGUACAGGUUUGUUUGCAAGUGCAAGUGAAUAUACUGAUAUGUGCUUUAAACAUUUAUUUUACUUUCAUGUAUGAUGAUUUUAUCAAUUAAAUAUGGAUGUAUGUAUAUAGAAAGUGCACACUCACAAAUAAAUAUGAGUGAUUAAUAUAGGUAGGAAGAAUAUUUGCUUAAUCUAUAACAUGGAAUAUAUGUAGCUACGUGAAAAAUAUUGAUAUUUAUCUGAAAUAUUUUACUUCUUCCAUAAAUUAUAUCAUUUCAUAGAAUGUUUCCUGUGUCUGAUGAAUGAACUUUUAUGUUUCAAGCCAAUAUGUACUCAAGUUAUCUCCCUUCGCUCAUUAUUCAAUGGAGUUUUAUGCAUAUUUUUGAUAUAUUAUCAUGAUCUCAUGGUGGUAAUAAUUAAUUGAAUUAUCUUUGAAUCAUUACAUGAUAAGCAUUAAGAAUCAUAUUAAAGCAAUUUUUUGUUCAAAGUAUACACAAGUAAUUUAUCAUCAUGCAUAAAUGAUUGUAUGUUUCUCCAUUUGGAAUUUCAGUUUCAUAUGUCAGCUUUUGGUAUUUGAGUUAUAAUAUGCAUGUUUUUGAUGUAAAAUAUGGGGAAAAAAGAAAGAGUUUUGUUUAAGUCAUGAAACAUCUAAAAUUCUUAUAUUAGUAAAUACAGAAAUGAAAGUCAACUAAGUCCAUUUGCUGUGUUAGAACUUUUGUUUAAUGUACAUUAUUGAUGCAUAGAAUUGAGUUUGAUAAACAUCUUACAGAUGUUAAAAAAAUUUCCCUUCAAAUUGAAUUAUGUAAAAUUUCAUCAACGAAAAAAUCUGAUUAGAUCUAUAAUAUAAGCUGCGACCCAGGAAAACUUUGCUUAAUGCAUUCACUGAAACUAUCGUCCCAUUAAACUAUGUAGUCCGCACAGUCAAAUCAGGGGCAACAUGUUUUGCCCAGCCUGGAUUUUUAUUAAGAAGAGACUUCCUGUCCCUGAUUAGGCUGUGAAGACUGCAUCCAGAUUAGGCUGUGAAGACUGCACCCAGAUUAGGCUGUGAAGACUGCACCCAGAUUAGGCUGUGAAGACUGCACCCAGAUUAGGCUGUGAAGACUGCAUCCAGAUUAGGCUAAGACUUCCUGUCCCUGAUUAGGCUGUGAAGACUGCACCCUGAUUAGGCUGUGAAGACUGCACCCUGAUUAGGCUGUGAAGACUGCACCCUGAUUUCCCAUAAUGCAGUUUAUUUAUAUUUAAUUUUUGGAUGCCAAUAUCAUGUCAAUCAUGUGUCGUUUCCUAUUAGUGUGUUCAUAACCAAUUAGAUUUAUGUAAUUAUUAUAAUUAUGUUCAGCUUAUUUUUUUAUGUUCAUUGACCACUGUUCUUUGUUAUAAUGUCUUUCCUCCCACCACAUGUGUUCAGCUGUUGUUAAUUUAGUUCUUGAUGAAUGCAUUUGUAUCAUGUUGUGUAAAAUAUUAUAGGAUUAUUGUUUAACAGGUUUCAAACGUAGUUGAAAAUCCUGGUUAUUUGAUUCAUGUAUGGCAGUAGGGUAGCAUCAAACUGAUGAUGUUUGGUCUGUAAUUUUCAUUUUGCACUUGCCAAACUUGUGCUUGAAUGGAUUUAUUGCACUGAUUUUUUUUUUGUAGCUUGCGCAAACACCUAGCUUUGAUUGUGUUUGUGUAAGUUGGGUUCAAAAGACCAACAACGAACAGAUGGUUACUGGCAAAAAACUUACGAUUGGUUUGACCAAUUUUGCUGAAACUUGUUGUAUAUCUUGUUUUCAUUGAGAUUUACUUAGGAUUGAAUUUUCAGCAUGUCAUAAUAUGUAAAGGUCAAUGUCACUCUUACUAAAAAUAUUUGUGUCUUGUUCUGAGAAAACUUGGCAUAAUGCAUGUGUGUAAAGUGUCAUCCUAGAUUAGCCUGUGCAGUCCGCACAGGCUAAUCAGGGACGACACUUUCCGCUCAAGACACAUAUAAUGGAUUUCCGGUGAAUGACUAGUUUGAAAUUGAAUGGAGAUAUUUACAUGUACUUGUAAACAUGGCCUCAGCAUCAUAUUGAGAUGAAUUGUACAUAAUACAUAUUUUUGUAGCAUAUAUCAAGCAAAAAGUGUGUUUCCUCUCAUCUAAUGUGUUCAACACCAAUUAGAAUUGUAUUAUUUGAUACUGUAUGUUCAUAAUAUGAGUCAUGUUCUGAGAAAACUGGGCAUAAUGCAUGUGCAAAAAGUGCCGCCCAGAUUAGCCUGUGCAGUCUGCACAGGCUAAUCAGGGAUGACACUUUUAGCUUUUAUGACAUAUUUGGUUUAAAUGAAGUCUCUUAGCAAAAAUCCAAUUUAGGAGAAAUGUCUUCCCUGAUUAGCCUGUGCAGACAACACUUUACGCACAUUCAUUAAGCCCAGUUUUCUCAGAAUGCGCCUAAUAUUUUCUGAAAAUCAAGCGUGCUUACAGGGUCCUUAGUCAUAAUUUCCUCCCCACCCCAUGUGUUCAGCAUCUGUUAGACUAUUAUUAUAUUAAUGUAUGUUUAUUAUAAUUUUUGUAACAUGUAGUUUAAAGACCUAGGGUCUUUGUUAUUAUUAUAAUGUCUUUCUUCCCACCAAAUGUGUUCAGCAUUCUUUAGAUUUAGUUUUUGUCACAAAAUAUGUUAAUCAGUAUAAAUUUAUGUUUUGUAACUGAAUAGUGUGAAACUUGUAAAUGUGUGAAGAAUAGUGUAGAUCAGUAGUCAAUAUGAAAUAGAAAAAGAUGGCAUUCAAACGUACUGGUACAUAAAAACGUGUCAUUCAUAGUUUUAUUUAUGUAUCUAGCGAGUAUGGCACCGUUAAGUAUUGAAUGUUUGCAGUGCACAUUUGUUUAUGGGAACAAGAGUAUCAAAAGAGAGAACAUGAAUUCUGUUGAAGGUUAAAAAUAAAAAUAUUUGAGGACUUAUCCUGUUUAAAACAUAAAUAUAAGUUUUUUCCAAAAAAGCUGAUAUUUUUAAACUUGAUGUUGGUAUGAUAGCAGCUCACUAAUUUUUUUGAGAUUUCAGAACUUCGAAUUGUCCAAAUUACAUAGAUAUAGAAGUAUUUGGUCUAAAGUUAAACUAAAUCAUUCUUUAAUAUUGCAAUAUUUCAGCAAAUGCAGUAUAACUGGUUAUUUUGAGUUUGUAAUAAAAUAAACUAUUUAGAAUCUAAUGUCUUAAAAUAGAUGUUCAAAGGAAACGAUAUCUGUAGUGUUUACCCAGUAGAGCAUAGGGGCAUGACAAGUAAGUUCCAUGAUAUCAUGCCAGAAAAUGAAGAUAAAUUUAUUCAACUAUUAUACGUUUUAUUAAGUCCUAACCGAUAGUUAUUUUUAAUUUGCAGACUGAAUCCUUUGGACUAGAUUAGAAAUGAUCUCAAAAACAACUAGUGUAAAGGCUGCAUGGUACUUUAUCAUAUGUAAGAAGUUUCAAGUAUUGGAUGUGUGAUAGUCUAUUUGAAGAGAAGUUUUAAACAUAUUUUGUAUAACUUUCAGGAAACAAAGUUGUUACAGAAGGGGGUAUACUAGUUUUAGGUUGUCUGUCGUUGUCUGGCACGUUUCCGUGCUCAAGCAGAACAGUGCCAGUACUACAUGUUUUUCAAUCAGCAAAUGUUUUGACAAAAUAAAUAUAAGUUUGCAUUUUUAUGUAUUUUAUGAUUAUAUGUCAUUUUAAUUAUAAAACAUAUACAAUUUAUCAAAUAUUGGACAAGAGUUUCUGAACAGCCGUUUUGCUUCUUUUCAGUAUCAAUGCUGUGAUUAAGUGAACUGUAUUUUAUUGUUUGGUCACCUUACAAAGUUUUAAUACAAAAGUUUAAAAUGUUUAAACUGCAAUAAAUAUGUCAACUUAGAACUGAUAAAAACUAUUAAUAUUUGUACAAGUGAAACAAAUCCGCAUGUGUGCCAUAAAUCCUAAUGUAAAAAAUGUUUGAUCUGCUAUUACCUGGUUUUACCACAAACUCAGUUUUAACUGUUGAUGUUUAAAGUUGUAUUAACUUCAAGAAGAAGUUUAUUUAAUCAGUGUUUUGAUGAAAAAAUAUGUUGAAACAAUAAAUUAUUUUUUAAUAGCCA